Molecule: messenger RNA, 4044 nt
Organism: Girardinichthys multiradiatus
Lineage: Eukaryota; Metazoa; Chordata; Actinopteri; Cyprinodontiformes; Goodeidae
Gene: kif3a
Product: kinesin family member 3A
Exons: 18
Coding region: 262-2454 (730 amino acids)
Biological process (GO): microtubule-based movement
Molecular function (GO): ATP binding; microtubule motor activity; microtubule binding
Source: RefSeq, a predicted model, not a curated record
UAGAAAAUGACUGACUGACUGACAUAUAACUUUUAUGUUUGAUAUGUGAAAACUGCGAUCCAUUUACUAUGUCCAGUCGAAACCAGUGGACACGCAUGCGCACACCGACUCAGACGGAACCUGGCAACUAGUCAACGGCUACGAGCUGCUGAUGAGAAUGACAUCGCUGGUAUAGUAAUUCAACGAACACUAACCCGCCGUUGAACAGAGCUCUCCGAGCGUCUAAAAGCCACAAUAUAAAACACAUUCUACUACCUCGCUAUGCCGAGCAGUAAGGUUGAGAAACAGGAAGUCAGCGAUAAUGUCAAAGUUGUGGUGAGAUGUCGUCCCCUCAACCAGAAGGAGAAGAUGAUGUCCCACAAGCUGGCCGUCGUAGUGGACGAGAUCCGUGGAACCAUAACGGUGAACAAACUGGAGACCCCCCAGGAACUUCCUAAAACAUUCACCUUUGACACUGUGUUUGGACCUGACAGCAAGCAGCUGGAUGUCUACAAUCUCACAGCCCGACCCAUCAUUGACUCAGUUUUAGAGGGAUAUAAUGGCACAAUUUUUGCAUAUGGGCAAACUGGCACAGGAAAAACCUUCACCAUGGAGGGUGUGAGGGCCGUACCAGAACUCCGAGGGAUUAUUCCCAAUUCUUUUGCUCAUAUUUUUGGUCACAUUGCCAAGGCAGAGGGCGAUACCAGAUUUUUAGUUCGUGUUUCCUACCUGGAGAUUUACAACGAGGAAGUGCGGGACUUACUGGGCAAGGACCAGUUGCAGAGGCUUGAGGUCAAAGAAAGGCCAGAUGUUGGUGUGUACAUCAAAGAUCUCUCUGGUUACGUUGUGAACAAUGCUGACGAUAUGGACAGAAUCAUGACGCUGGGUCACAAAAACCGGUCUGUCGGCGCUACGAACAUGAAUGAGCACAGCUCCCGCUCUCAUGCUAUCUUCACCAUCACCAUCGAGUGCAGUGAGAAGGGUGUAGAUGGUAACCAGCAUGUGCGCAUGGGAAAGCUUCAUCUUGUAGAUCUGGCAGGUUCAGAAAGACAGGGUAAAACUGGAGCCACAGGUCAGCGUUUGAAGGAAGCAACGAAGAUCAAUCUCUCUCUCUCUACCCUGGGCAACGUCAUCUCUGCCCUGGUGGAUGGAAAGAGCACGCACGUUCCCUACAGAAAUUCCAAACUGACUCGUUUGUUGCAGGAUUCACUGGGAGGAAACUCCAAGACCAUGAUGUGUGCAAAUAUAGGGCCUGCAGACUACAACUAUGACGAGACCAUCAGUACCCUGCGCUAUGCUAACAGGGCUAAAAACAUCAAAAACAAAGCCAGAAUCAAUGAGGAUCCUAAGGAUGCCCUUCUACGGCAGUUUCAGAAAGAGAUCGAGGAACUCAAGAAAAAACUAGAAGAGGGGGAGGAGAUCUCUGGCUCAGACGGCAGUGGAUCAGAGGAGAUGGAUGAAGGGGAGGAUGAUGCAGGGGAGGCAGGAGAAGGUCGACGCAGGAGAAGGGACAGUUAUGAUAUCAGCAGAAGCAAUAGUUCAGAAUUUACCGACACAUCCUCAGUGCCACCGCCCACUGACGUCGCUCCUCGAGAUAGGAGAAAGAAGGUUUCUGCUGACAAGAUGGUGGAGAUGCAGGCAAAGAUCGAAGAGGAAAGACAGGCCCUGGAGGCCAAGCUGGAUAUGGAGGAGGAGGAGAGGAACAAGGCAAGAGCAGAGCUGGAGAAGAGGGAGAAGGAUCUUCUAAAAGCCCAACAGGAGCAUCACCUCCUGCUAGAGAAGUUGUCAGCAUUAGAGAAGAAGGUGAUUGUAGGUGGAGUGGACCUCCUUGCCAAGGCUGAGGAGCAGGAGAGGCUCCUGGAGGAGUCAAACAAUGAGCUUGAGGAACGCCGCAAAAGAGCAGAACAGCUACGUAAAGAGCUGGAAGAGAAAGAGCAAGAACGUUUAGAUAUAGAGGAAAAGUACACAAGUCUGCAGGAGGAGGCUCAAGGAAAGACCAAAAAGCUGAAGAAAGUAUGGACCAUGCUAAUGGCUGCCAAAUCAGAAAUGGCAGAUCUUCAACAAGAGCACAACAGAGAGAUCGAGGGCCUCCUGGAAAACAUCCGCCAGCUGAGUCGAGAACUGAGGCUCCAGAUGCUCAUUAUAGACAACUUUAUUCCCCAGGAGUACCAGGAGAUGAUAGAAAAUUACGUCCACUGGAAUGAAGACAUUGGAGAAUGGCAGCUGAAAUGUGUGGCUUACACUGGAAACAAUAUGAGAAAACAAACCCCUGCUCCAGACAAGAAAGAAAAAGAUCCAUUUGAGGUAGAUCUGUCCCACGUGUAUCUAGCAUACACAGAGGAGAGCAUGCGGCAGUCACUGAUGAAGCUAGAGAGGCCCAAAACCUCAAAAAGCAGCAAAAGUGGCAGACCGAAAACCGGCCGAAGGAAAAGAUCUGCAAAACCAGACACAGUGAUCGAUUCCCUUCUGCAGUGAGGAUGUGGAGGUCUACAUUUCACUACAGCUUUACCUUUACUUCAGCUUUGAUCUAACAUAAAACAAGUAUGUAGUCCUGCUUGUGGUUGAACAGUAAUACAUUUUGAGCGCACACUGUAUAGAUGCUGAAUUUUUAAAUGCGAUCAAGCGGCACCUUUAUCGGGAAAACAGCCACUUAAAAAUAGGACUUAAUUUCUGUACUGUAGAGCCAGAAAGAUUCAAUUUGCAAAUGUUUCACAAUGACAGACAAUCUGGUUGCAGCUAAUCAGCAAACUACAACCUUUUCAGACUAGUGCAUUAUUGGGAAGUAUAAUGGAAAUGAUGCACUGGUUUCAACAUUCUUCAUAAAUGGAACUCUGAAAUUGUGAUGUGCAUUUGUAUUCAGCUCCAUGCAUGGACAGACACCUUUUGUGCAGUAUUGGCUUUUCACAUAAAAUACUCAUUUCCGUGUUGGCCUGAAGCCAACAGGGCUUGAAUUCACCAGUGGCUGUCUUCUUGCAGCUCAUUGUGUGAAGUGUGCGAGUCCUGUCGUCAGUUUGUCCCACCUGAGCUGUUGAUCUCUGCAGCUCCUGCAGAGUUGCCUUGGGACUUCUUACUGGUUUUCUGGUUAAUACUGUCCCAGCCGGACCUGCAGUUUUGCAGUUGUGCCACGCUUUUUCUAUUUUGAGAUUAUAAGUAGAACCGUGUUCAUUAAGAUGUUUAAAGUCUGAGAUAUUUUUAUACCCUUGCCUUGCUUUAAACUUUUGCACAACUCAACUCUGUGUGCUGUGUUCCUUGGUCUUCACGAUACUGUUCGUUCUCAAAUGUUCUUCAACAAACCUCCGAGGCCUUCGCAGAACAGCUGGAUUUAUACUGGGAUUAAAUCACACACUGGUUUGGCUCUACUCUAUACCGAGAUGACUUCUGAAAUUGAUGGCAUUGGAUUUUAUUUAGGAGUAAUAAGCUGAAUAGAAAUGCACACCACACCUUUCAGAUUUAGUUUUUGCAGCCCUAGAAACCAUGUAUCAUUUUCCUUACACUUUCUGUUGGUCGAUCACAAAAAUAAAACACAUUGAAGAUUUGGUUGCAUUGUGAUAAAAAUGACAAAUGCAAGGGGUAUGAAGACUUUUGCAAGGCAGUGAAGUCUUAUUGUUUAAAAUGAAAUUGCAUUGCAUGCCUACGAACUGCUACAAUGUGUCCUGCUAACAAACAUUUAUCUCUCGCUGUUUUGCUUAUAAAUGAACAGAUUAAUGUUUAACGGACAACUGAAUACAUUGUAACUGGGAUCAAAUUAAACCCAAAUUAUUGUACUGUAGAACCAAACAAACUGAAGUGCGUUAAAACGUUCUUAUCUUCUUAAGGGCAUGCAUGCCAUUUAGCUCUUAUGUCUGCACCAUUUGCUACUCUUUAGUCAACUUUUUAUUUCUAACACUUGUGAUGCACCAUAGAUGUAUGUAUCUGUAAUGCAUUAUGCACUUGUAUAAUGUUUUCUUUAAAUGUUCUGUUCUGUAGUGGAUGUAAAAUAAAUGUUUCUUUUUUUUAUCUCUUCGUAUAUGUGAAAUGUUUACACCAACAAACAUCUGGAUUUUAUUUAAUAAAUUAUGAAUUCUG